AUGCACCACCGGCACCUCUCAACCGGCUACCCACCUCGGAACGUCUUCAAUGGGGUCUCAAGCGGCCUACUUCUGGUGCUCGUCUCCGCACUGCUGAUCUCUUCAGUUGCCGCCACGCAGAUCCGGAGCACUAACAACUCGCAACUCGUUGGCAUCGACCGUCAGCGCAGGGAUGGUGGCAUAACGUGCCCGGAAUUUCGCCCGUUUGUUUGCUACGUCUAUGAGGAACUUGGCCAGGACUACCCGGCAUGGCUCAAGAAAGUUGGGGAUGACAGUGAUGCAGAUAAGAUGAAGUGCGCAACUUGCGCCGUGGAGAAGUUCAAGGAAUGUCGGAGCACGGACAGCUUCACCGCUAACAUCGCUGCGGGGCUCGACAAGAACCCCUAUGACGUCUUCGAUCCUCUGCAGCCCAAGUAUUGUCCGAAGGGAGGUCGUCAAGCUGGUGAAAAGUGCGACCCGCUGCAUCUUUGCCUUCCCGACCCAAAAGCCAUCGAUCCGCAGGGCACCCCUCCAUACUACACACUUCGUCGGGCUCUGUCGGGACCGUACGCCUCGUUGAAGAGCGAGGAAGAGACAAUUGACCUCUUGGCGAGUCUAAAAGUUCCCGAAUCCCCUGCCGGGCAGACAUCCGUCGACAAGGAGAAGGCAGAAACACAGCAAGGGGCUCGUGUCAAACGUCAGGGCUCCGCGCUUCCAGACGUCUCCUAUCCGCGCUGCAUCAAGACAGACGGGCUGCCGGCCGAUCAGAAAGCCAUCGUACAAGCCGACGAACUGCUUGAUUGCGACAAGAACCCGUUCUACAAGGAGCUGGGCAACGAAUCGCUGACCGUCACCAAGUUGCCCCUUUGCACUGAGGUCGAUCCGAACCAGAAAUUCUGCUUGUCCACUGAAGAUGAUGACAAAACGCUGAUGGUCAUCAUCGUCGUGGCCGUCGUCGGCACCGUGUUGUUGAUCGUCGGUGCCGUCGGAUUGUGGUUGUGGGUGCGCUCACGGCGCCAAAAGCGUGAAAAGAAAGAGCCUGUCAACUCCCCGAAGAGCCAAGGAACCAAGAAUAACUCUGACGAGGAAGAGAAGUCGGCCGAA
Molecule: messenger RNA, 1083 nt
Organism: Mesorhabditis spiculigera
Lineage: Eukaryota; Metazoa; Nematoda; Chromadorea; Rhabditida; Rhabditidae
Source: the annotation of a GenBank genome assembly